ACUAAUAAAAUUUAGUAGCGCAUUUCUUUAUUUAUAUACAUGUAUAAACCUAAUAGCAUAACGAGAAAUACCUAGAAGCGCACGUCCUAAAGACAAUGUAUCUCUAUAACUAAUUAUCUAUGCUAUAUAUAAAAAUCAAGAAUAUCAUCCUACUACCGACGCGGAUAUUCCUGAUUACUGGUAGAUCACGUUGAUCAAUCUAUGGAACUUGAAAAAAUUUUAUUCACAAGAGAAAACACGUUAAUUUUAUUUUACUUCGCAAAAGUAUUAUAUUCUGCCAUAGAAUUCAAAGAAUUCAGAGGAUUCAACUAUGUUAGGUUUUACUUUUUUAAAAGAAAAACUCAAGUACUGGUUCUUGUAUUUCAGAACAUUAUAAAUUGAGUCUUUUUUAGUACUUAAAUGUUGGUUAUGAUUAGACAAGGAAGAAAG
Molecule: messenger RNA, 429 nt
Organism: Rhizophagus irregularis DAOM 181602=DAOM 197198
Lineage: Eukaryota; Fungi; Glomeromycota; Glomeromycetes; Glomerales; Glomeraceae
Source: RefSeq, a predicted model, not a curated record